This is a messenger RNA of Camponotus floridanus (Florida carpenter ant), 3077 nucleotides long. RefSeq lists its product as uncharacterized. The transcript is spliced from 12 exons. Gene Ontology annotation, cellular component: membrane. The coding region runs from base 339 to 2207 and encodes 622 amino acids. NCBI's taxonomy places the organism in Eukaryota, Metazoa, Arthropoda, Insecta, Hymenoptera, Formicidae. Gene Ontology annotation, biological process: stabilization of membrane potential; potassium ion transmembrane transport. Gene Ontology annotation, molecular function: potassium ion leak channel activity. The record is from RefSeq and is a predicted model, not a curated record.
GUUUCUAUCUUAGUUUCGUGUCGAGGAAUAUGCGAGACUCACGCGUGUGUCGUUACGACGAGUUUCGGAAGUCGCAUGCGGGUGUUCGCGAAGUUUACGCGGUGUUAGAAGGUUCUUCGGGAUCGUCCGAGGAUACGAACGACGUUUAGGAAGCGAUCGAGAGAGAAAAUACGUACGGCGGGUCUGACAAAUCUAAUGUCAAUAAAUCUGUCGCGCGGGAUCAGAGGGAAUCUAAUCAUCGAGCAAUCAAAGCUACAAUCGAGGACGACGCGCUCACUAUGUAAAUGGGGAAUCUAAUGAGAGGAUACCCGCGAUAUUCCAAAAGGAGAGAAUAGAAAAUGCCGCGUGCGCGAACAGAGGUGUUCGAUCCGAUGAUGGAGAUAGAGAAACCGUCGCGGUGCAUGAGAUUUCUACGGUUGUUGUGGAAAUUCAGCAGAUGCGUCUUCUCUCACGUGACGCUCAUAUCCUUAGUGGUUGCUUAUUGUCUCAUCGGUGCAUACGCCUUCGAGGCACUGGAGGCGAAUCAUGAGAAGGAGGUGAAGAAGAGCAUCAAGAACAUACGCGGAAACGUGUCGGAAAAAUUAUGGGAAAUCACGAAGGAUUUCGACGUGUUGAUUCGCGACAAUUGGACGGAAAAGGCGUUAAAGGAGCUCAAGGAGUUCGAGGACAGCCUCCUGAAAAAAAUGUCGAAGGAAGGAUGGGAUGGCAGCGAGGAAGAGAAUAAUAUACAAUGGACAUUCGCUGGCGCUCUAUUCUAUUCCAUCAUUGUAAUCACGACAAUCGGAUACGGUCACAUCGCGCCGAAAACGAAAAAUGGAAAAGUGGUGACUAUUUUUUACGCCAUUCUCGGCAUUCCACUCAUGUUGCUCUGUCUUUCGAAUAUCGGAGACGUGAUGGCGUCCAGUUUCAGAUUUCUAUAUUGGAAAGUAUGUUGUUACGUAUGCACAAAACCGCCGAAAAAACGACGAGGGCGUAAUACCUUUGUCAGAUCGUACUCCGUCCGUCAACCAGGGCGAUAUGGAUCAAGCAAAGGUCCGCUUCGCCGAUCCAUCAGAGUGAGUCAACGAUCAGCUGAUUCGGCCUUGGGACUUUCCGAGAGUAUGACGAAGUCUUCAUACUCCGACACCGAUUGCAGAUAUAUGCAUCGACGAUUCGAAGGAACCGAUUCGAAAGUGUCAAGCGCUUAUGCAUCUUCCACGAAUCAUCCGAUGGAAACUAAGGCCGCGACUAUGCCACGUUAUUCAGAUAUUCCGAUGGCUACUCCAAAAAGUGUAAGAGCCAGCCCCAGGAUGACGACGCAAUCGUUGGACAGAAAAUUACUAAUGAAUCCGAACGACGCUGACCGCUCGCCAGUUUUGUGCAACAAAUAUGCGUUGGACGAUUUGGAGGAUGAGAUGCUGAGAUGGCAGUCAUCAUCUCGAACUAGAGAGAAUUCGCAGAGGCCGCAAAGCAAUGGAACGACUGAGGAGCCGGAUAGCAGCGAGAAGCAAACUUCCCUUAAUCCUAGAUCCUUGCCGAGGAGAUGCCUCUCUGUGGAAGGUGCCACGACGAAUCAGAGAACGAAUUUGACGUCAGGGCUCCGACCACCUUCGGUCUAUUUGGAAAUGGAGCAUAUGAGAAGAUCGCAAUCCGGCAAGAGUAGACGCAGCAGGAGCAAUUAUUCCGUCGCGCGGUCUUUUAAGCGAGGACCAUCGACGCCGAGGAUUAUGUCGCCGAUGGGAUUCGCUGUGCAUCGACAAGUUUACGCUGACGAUAUCGAUUUUGACUACGAGUACUAUGCUGCCGCGGAUGAUCAUGAGAGACAACCGAUCAAGCCCGUGCCUAUCUGGCUGUGCGUCUUCCUAGUUGUCAGUUACAUAUUCGGCGGCGCCUACCUCUUCAGCGAGAGGGAAAAAUGGUCGUUCCUCGACUCGGCUUACUUCUGCUUCAUCACGUUAACCACCAUUGGUUUUGGUGACUUUGUGCCUGCGUACAAGCUGGACGCGCAGUAUGGUAUCGCCCUUUGUUCUCUCUACUUGCUAUUUGGAAUUGCCUUGCUGGCAAUGAGCUUUAAUCUGGUGCAGGAGGAGGUCAUCAACAACGUGAAGAGCGUCGCGAAGAGGCUGGGUAUCAUCAAAGAGACCGACGACGAGGCAGAGGCCGAAGACUACGACGAAUACGACGCAGAGUACGAGGAUGAGGUCUAUGAAAACGAGCCCAAGCUGUGACUCCAUGUCUCUCUCUCUCUCUCUCUCUCUCUUUCUCUCUCUCUCUUUCUCUCUCACUCUCGGUUUUCCAAGCUUACCAAUAGGACGAGAUCGGGAACCGCGACGUUCAUUCAUCAUCCCAUAGAUCCGUCACGGGAUCCGAGAGAUCUCUUUCGAUUCACAUCAAGAUCGACGUACAAAUUAGUUUCACGACGCGAAUUCCCGAUCGAAUAAUUUAUUUUUCUUUUCGUUUUUGGAUAAGCUAUUUCAAGAAAAAAUCAUUACAAACGAUUAAUCAUUUUAUAAUAUAAAAUUGAAUUAUAAAUACGCUGAUUUAAAUAUUUUACCGACUUGAUUAAAAUUAUUAUAGAACGGAUCAAUGUGACAACAAAAUUAGUAGUUAUUGUGAACUGAAAUUAAAAUGGGAGGGUAUUUAUUAAAUAAUCGUAAAAUCGAAUCAUCAAAAAAUGAUAAAUUAUUAACGAUAAAUUGUUAACACUGGAGAUUCGAGUCUGAUUUUUUGAACGAUCUCAAUAAUCUCUUCUUUUUUACAGGUGCAAACUGCUGGUAUUGUAAGAAAAUUUUAAUUAACUAAAGCUAUAAAGAAUUCUUGACCUUUUCAGUUUUUACGUUGCAAAUUUCGACAUUAUUAAAACAUACUGUUAGUUGUGCUAAUGGAACAAUGGCAAGGGAGAAACCAUGUCUUGCGAGCGUCACGAAGAGAUGAAAAUACUUCUAAUAUAUAUAAAUCUGGGAAUUAAUUUCCACAAAAUGAAUAAGUGAACAAUCGCGGAAUGCAAUUAAAUUUGCAUAUACAUUACAGAGUGAUAGCUUUAAUAUCUAGAAUAUUUGCAUUUUGAAUAUUUUCCUUUCUCGUUAUUUUUUUUGUAG